Brienomyrus brachyistius is the source of this 1021-nucleotide messenger RNA. It is a transcript of the gene tcf21, whose product is annotated as transcription factor 21. Gene Ontology annotation, molecular function: protein dimerization activity; DNA-binding transcription factor activity, RNA polymerase II-specific; RNA polymerase II transcription regulatory region sequence-specific DNA binding. The record is from RefSeq and is a predicted model, not a curated record. The transcript has 2 exons. Gene Ontology annotation, biological process: developmental process; regulation of transcription by RNA polymerase II. NCBI's taxonomy places the organism in Eukaryota, Metazoa, Chordata, Actinopteri, Osteoglossiformes, Mormyridae. Bases 116 to 652 code for a protein of 178 amino acids.
CUCUGUCUAAAACACAGCAAGCACAUGAAUACCCGUCAAGUGGCUCCAUUCUUUACUUCCAACCCAUAUCCACAUGUUCUGAUUCUUUUGCCACUUUCUAUUCCUCCUCGCCAAAAUGUCCACUGGAUCGAUCAGUGAUGUGGACGACUUCCACGAAGCGGAACUUUUGGAUGACAUUUUAAAAUUGGGGUCUGGCAAGGACUCCGCGACGUCCAACGAAAGCACAGAGGAGAGCUCCAACUGCGAGAGUGGGAGCAGGCGAAAGGAGAGGGGAGCAUCGGAAAAAAAGAGAAAAACGUCCUCCAGAAAAAGCGCGUUGAACGGGGUCGCGCACGAGGGCAAGCAGGUACAAAGGAACGCGGCGAACGCCCGCGAGAGAGCGAGGAUGCGCGUGCUGAGCAAAGCAUUCUCGAGACUGAAGACCACUUUGCCCUGGGUGCCCCCGGAUACCAAACUUUCAAAACUGGACACGUUGCGCCUGGCAUCCAGUUAUAUCGCCCACUUAAGACAAAUUCUGGCCAACGACAAGUACGAGAAUGGGUACAUCCACCCCGUUAAUCUGACCUGGCCUUUUAUGGUGGCUGGCAAGCCGGAUAACGAGCUGAAAGAGGUGCUGAACACGACACGAUUGUGUGGGACUACAGCUUCCUGAGACUUACGGACACGUUACAGUAACCGGGAACAUUGUACAUUUAGUACGGAGAAACACGUCUUUCCCACGAGAGACACGAGAGAGGACAAUCCGAGGGACCAAACCUUUUUAAUAGUUCCUCAACCUGUCUAUAUUUAAAGUAUUCACAUUAAGCCUUGCAGGUUCAAGGGUUAAUAUUUUCUUCUUCCUUUCUUUUUUAAUCUUUUUAACAUUUUAAAUGCUUUAUAAACUGUGUGACCUUAUGUAGCCGCAAGUUUUUUUAACAGGUGACGUUGACAGUCAUCUUUGUAAACAGAAGCACACGCAAAAUCUAUUGUCCUAUUUUAUACAGAAAUUAUGUAAAUAAAAUGUACGUGUAUUAAUAAUGUC